AUGACGUCCAAGAAGAGAAAAAACUCCCCCGCCAAGGGUCCCACAACCAACAAGCCCAAGGGCAUCAACGAAAACAUGGCAUUGCAGCCUAUAACCCCUGAACCCACCAAUGACCCUGGGAGCCACGCCGGAUAUUUCUCGGGCAUGAGCCCCAGAAUGGCUAUUGAAGUCGCUCAGAUCUGUCACUGGGGCGCCUGCCGUCAAACUUACACCGGCGUCGAUGGUGCUGCUGAUCUGGUCAACCACAUCAGCGAGGACCACGUCGGUCACGACGACGGCUACAAUCCUCGAUGCGACUUUGGCUCGUGCGGCUGGACCCGCAAGGGCCGUAGAGACCUGCUCAUGGCUCAUGUGGUCAGGCACAUCCACGACUACAAGCCUCUGAAAUGCGACCAGUGCGACUACAGCACCAAGGAGGCUAGAGAGCUUGUGAGACACAAGAAGAGAAGAGACCACCAAUAG
This is a messenger RNA of Aureobasidium pullulans EXF-150, 462 nucleotides long. RefSeq lists its product as uncharacterized. The record is from RefSeq and is a predicted model, not a curated record. The transcript has 3 exons. The coding region runs from base 1 to 462 and encodes 153 amino acids. NCBI's taxonomy places the organism in Eukaryota, Fungi, Ascomycota, Dothideomycetes, Dothideales, Saccotheciaceae.